Arachis stenosperma is the source of this 2087-nucleotide messenger RNA. Its product is annotated as sodium/hydrogen exchanger 7-like. Gene Ontology annotation, molecular function: sodium:proton antiporter activity. The transcript has 11 exons. The record is from RefSeq and is a predicted model, not a curated record. Gene Ontology annotation, biological process: proton transmembrane transport. Bases 131 to 1165 code for a protein of 344 amino acids. Gene Ontology annotation, cellular component: chloroplast envelope; membrane. Lineage: Eukaryota; Viridiplantae; Streptophyta; Magnoliopsida; Fabales; Fabaceae.
UUCGAGUGGCCGAUCACUUGAAUUGUUUCUAGAGACAGGAACACUGUUUGUUUUCUUCACUAGUGGUAUUGUGUUUUUAACAUUUAUAGUGAAUGGUUCGACAACACAGUUCGUUUUACACUACCUUGACAUGGACAAGUUAACAGCUGCAAAGAAACGUAUCCUUGAUUUCACAAAGUAUGAAAUGUUGAACAAAGCACUAGAAGCUUUUGGUGAACUUGGAGAUGAUGAGGAACUAGGGCCUGCUGAUUGGGCCACAGUGAAGAGAUAUAUCUCCUGCCUAAAUAACAUUGAAGGUGAACGUGUUCAUCCUCACGGCACAUCUGAAAGUGAUACUAAUCUGGAUGCCAUGAAUUUGAAAGACAUACGAGUACGCCUUCUCAAUAGUGUCCAAGCUGCUUAUUGGGAGAUGCUUGAUGAAGGACGAAUUUCUCAAACGACAGCUAAUAUUCUAAUGUUAUCUGUGGAGGAGGCAAUAGAUUUAGCUUCACAUGAGCCUCUAUGUGACUGGAAAGGCUUAAAAUCUAAUGUUCACUUUCCAAAUUACUACAAGUUUCUUCAGUCUAGUAUGCUUCGACCAAAAUUAGUUACAUACUUCACUGUGGAAAGGUUGGAAUCUGCUUGUAAUAUUUGUGCUGCGUUUCUUCGUGCACACAGAGUUGCUCCACAACAAUUACAUGACUUCAUAGGUGAAAGUGAUGUUGCUUCUGCUGUUAUCAAUGAAAGCAUUGCAGAAGGAGAAAAAGCACGGAAGUUCCUGGAAGAUGUUCGCGUAACAUAUCCUCAGGUCUUAGGGGUUGUGAAAACAAGGCAAGCCACAUAUGUAGUGCUAAAUCACUUAAUUGAAUAUGUUCAAGACCUUGAGAAGGCUGGGAUUUUAGAGGAGAAAGAGAUGUUGCUUCUGCAUGAUGCUGUCCAGACUAAUUUAAAGAAAUUACUCAGAAAUCCUCCUUUGGUGAAGCUUCCUAAAAUAACUAGUAUGCAUCCUAUGUUGGGCGCUCUGCCUUCUCCGAUUUGUGAAUCACUUAUGAGUGGUACCAGGGAAGUGCAGCGAUUAGAAUCUUCUUUGGUUAGAUUUUCAAGCAGUGAAACUAUUACUGCAGUUAAUUGUGGUUAUGGCUUCACAUUGUUACUUGAUUGGUUCAUCUGGAGAGUUGUUCAUUGAGUAUCUUGUAUGGCACUGUGCUUUAACUGACAAUAAUCGCGGUGAUCUUGACAUCCUGAAUAAGAAAGUGGAGGGUUGCUUAUACUUUAAUUUGCAUUGGUGUUUUCAUGUGUGUGGUAACAUGUCUAGGAGAUAUGGCAGCAGGUAGCAUGAAUGGUUAUUGUCUCUCAUGUUAUAUGGUGAGCAUGAUCAUAAUUCUUCUGCUGGAGGGUGUAGUAACAGCGGACAUUCUCCUCAAUUCUGAUUGGGAGAAGGACUUGCCUGAGGACCCAACUGGAAAAUUCAACGACUUCAAGGAUUUUGUGGAGUCAAAUUUUGAUGUUUGCAAAUGGAUAAUACUAGUGAUCAUCUCAGCACAGGUGUAUGACAAACUUUUCGAACGUUAUGCUCAUACCUGAAGAAGGCUUUGAAUGCAAGUAUAAAUAGCGCAACUUCCGCUAGAGUUGAAAUGGCAGAUAUUACCACUACUGAUGAUGCAGUUAGGCCUGAUUGAUCUCUGCUAGAAGCAUCAUCACUGUUGCAGUGAUCAAGAGGGCUUCCACAAAGCUGUUGGUUCCCUUCAAAUGCCUCGUUCGGCCAAUGAGAGAAUUUUCUGUCCAAUUUUCCUUGAAGGUUAUUGUAGAAGAGAUCAAGCACUCCCAAGCUGCUCAUGUCACCAACUUGUGGAGGGACUUCUCCAGUGAGUUGAUUGUGGGAAAGAUCAAGUACUUCUAAUUUUAACAGAUUCCCAAGAAAAGCUAGGAUUUCACUUGAGAGAUUGUUGUAUCUGAGGUCUAAAUUGAUCUGGCGAUUUUGGAGUUUUUCAAUUUUUGUUUUAGUAUGGAAAAUAGCACAGCUUUUAGUAUGGUUGAUAGUUUUAGUAUGGUUGAAUAAUACAUUGAGGAUUAUAUUUUGAAUUAUAUUAACUUGUUUGUUUAUUAUA